GUUCCCAUGGUUCUUGUCUCCUUUCAGCGAUUAACUUCUUUCUGUAUCAAACCUCAGUUCGCUUUUUAUGUGCUGAAAAUUAAUCUAACCAGACAACAAGCUUUCGAGCUGUACGUGUUUGGUCAAGUGUGCUAGGAACAGAAAUAAACAGCCUACGUUGUUUUUACCUGUUAGCACCCGAGCGAUGGAGGUUGUUUUCAGCGAUACUCGAUCGCCAUUGAAAGAUUUUCAGUUAUUAUUCGAUCGCUCUCAGUAUCGGUUCGUUUUAACAGGAUACACCACCGUACGGAAUGUGACGCGCUGACAAGACAGUAGGACCGGACCUCGUGGGCGGUAGAUUUGCUAUUGCAUUUAAUACGAACAUUUUGAGAUCAUCGGUGGUGAGUUUUGAUCACGCUCCGUUAUUUUGCAACAACCCCUCCUUGCACCAUGGACGAAGCGGAAGCACAUGUGGCGACGAACAGCUCGGGAGACAGUACUGGUAGUAUGGGUUCCAACGAGGCGAAACUGUUGGCGAUCGUAGUACUUGGUGCAGGUAGCUUUAUGUGCGGUGUGUUACCUCUAUACUGCUCGCAGCGUAAUCGGCAACGACACCCGGGGAUGCUUUCGUUCCUGCUCUGCUUUGGAGCGGGUGUACUGCUGGCCACAUCGAUCGUUCACAUGUUGCCCGAGAUCCGCGAAGCGCUAAACCAGUACGCCGAGAUUGUGUUCUGUACGGGAUUCUUUCUCAUGUACGCCAUGGAUGAGCUGAUGCUGUUCUGUGGUAUCGGUGCCCACGAUCACGGGGAACAAGAACAGAUACCUGCCGUACGCCGGCGUAGUGUCGAUGCAGAAUCGGAUACCAAUAGCGUUGGAAGCGCUAGCCGCUGUUACGGUUCCAACGAGGAGACAAAAUCACUGUUAGAACAGCAACGAAGUGACUCCGAAACUCACCUCACUCAUCGAUUGGCGGAAAAUAUCCUCGACGUCACGAACGUUCGUACGAGAUCGACCCCGAUCCCGACCAACCGUCCCGUACUGCAAUCAACUGCUGUCGAGGCGCAUUUGACGGGUGUAUUCGGUUUGCUGCUUGCCCUAAGCAUGCACUCCCUGUUGGAGGGACUAGCGAUCGGUGUGCAGAAUUCAGGCCCCAAAGUACUGCUGCUCCUGGGGGCCGUUAGUGCGCACAAGUUUGUCGUCGGCUUCGCACUUGGCGUUCAGUUAUGUGCGUACGGCACCAGGCACCGUUGCUCGCACAUCCUACAGGUGCUAACGUUUUCCCUCGGCUCGGUAGCUGGCAUAGGGAUCGGGAUGGGCUUGGACGGUUUGAAUCAAACACUGACCGAUCUCAUCAUGCCCGCCCUGCAGGGCCUUGCCGGGGGAACGCUCCUGUACGUAACGGUGAGCGAAGUGCUGCCGAAGGAACGAAGCAAACGGCAGCACAUCUCGCGAAGGUUUGGUCCGGUGCAGCUUGUAGCGGUUAUACUAGGGUUUUCUCUGAUGUCCGUCCUGAGUCUCGUGCUUAGCGAUGAGUAGUUUGGGGUGGCCGUGAGGGCGAAAUUGUGAUCUGGUUUAAAACAUUAAAAUAGCCAAAUAGUAAGAUAACCAAAUGGUAAAACGUUCCAAGGAGAAGCAAUCACCCUGAACCUACGUCACCAACAGUGCCAACAUACUUCAUUGAUGGACAUUCAUCUGGAGAGAAGCCCUGAGAAGCAGCUGAUGGUGGGCAGCAGACUGUAGCUUUUAGUGUACUUUUACAACACUCGAAAUAGUUUUUUUUAAUACGGUACCGUUAGGAAGUUUUACAUAUUAAUAAAAAAAAAUUAGCUUAUA
Messenger RNA from Anopheles coustani, 1812 nucleotides. It is a transcript of the gene Zip88E, whose product is annotated as zinc transporter ZIP3. Gene Ontology annotation, biological process: zinc ion transmembrane transport. The coding region runs from base 430 to 1515 and encodes 361 amino acids. Gene Ontology annotation, cellular component: plasma membrane. Gene Ontology annotation, molecular function: zinc ion transmembrane transporter activity. Lineage: Eukaryota; Metazoa; Arthropoda; Insecta; Diptera; Culicidae. The record is from RefSeq and is a predicted model, not a curated record. The transcript is spliced from 3 exons.